This is a messenger RNA of Fonsecaea monophora, 789 nucleotides long. RefSeq lists its product as hypothetical. The transcript has 4 exons. Bases 1 to 789 code for a protein of 262 amino acids. The record is from RefSeq and is a predicted model, not a curated record. NCBI's taxonomy places the organism in Eukaryota, Fungi, Ascomycota, Eurotiomycetes, Chaetothyriales, Herpotrichiellaceae.
AUGGCAGACCUCAACUCCCUGGAUGUGGGAGAGCUCCUGGAGUUCGAUCAGAUAUGCGUCUCUGACGCUUCUCGCUGGGACGAUAACUCUGUCACAGCGUCGCCCCUUUCCUUCGACGCAUAUGGCUUGAACCCCUCGACACCACUCGAAUCCCCUGAUCAGAGCGAAGCAUGCUCAACACCAGUAGCCCCGCGAGACCGGGCCAUCCGUGAUAUGCAUAUUGUUGUGGUGGACCAGUAUGGCAGGGAAUGUGAAGUGGUUCAGACUCGGGGCGAGAAUCGAAAAGCCCAACGAGCGUAUCGGGCACGCAAGGAAGCUCAGCUGAAGGCUGCCUCGUCAACCUUGGCUGCCAACAAUUCACAACUCCGGACUUUAACCCAUCAUAACCGCGAGCUUCUCGAAAUCGUUAAGGGGCUCAAGGCCACCGUUGUUCAGUUAGAGGCGGAGAACCAGAUCCUGAAAGAACUGUAUAGCCACAGUGCGAAUGGAACGGAUGAUCAGGCAGCGUCAAUGCUCGAGAGUCCAUGUUUCAUGUCCCCUGUUCCCUCAAGCUGGAGCACAUCGACCUGGAAGCGACCUCGAAGACAUCCCUCUCAUGCCCAAACCUCAAGUUCCAACCACAAUCAUGGUCCUGUUCAGUGGCUCCCAUUGGAUUUUGCUGAGGGCACCAUUGAGCGAGAACUUCGCAGAUCGAGAGGUACGGAACGCGAUCGGCAGGAUGAAGUCUUCGUCGUCCCGACCAAGUCUUCGUCAGCGAUGGACACUAUUCUUAAGGUGUUACUUGUGUAA